ACUUUCGAUAUGGUUAAAGUUACUAUUUGUGGUGCUGCAGGUGGAAUCGGUCAACCUCUCUCGCUCCUGAUGAAGCAAUCAAAUGACAUAGAUCACCUUUCAUUGUUUGAUAUUGCUAAUGCUAAAGGUGUCGCUUCUGAUAUCAGUCACAUUAAUACUCACAGCAAAGUUACCGGCCAUAAUGGACCUCAAGAAGUAAAAGAGGCACUUGAAAAUUCAGAUAUAGUUCUUGUUUCAGCUGGUGUACCACGUAAACCUGGCAUGGAAAGAGAUGAUCUUUUCAAGGUGAACGCAGGCAUUGUCAGAGACAUCUGUACUUCCAUCGCAACUUAUGCACCUAACGCACUUGUAUGCAUCAUUUCAAAUCCAGUAAAUGCUACUGUUGUUGUUGCAUCCGAAGUGUUCAAAAAGUACGGUGUAUAUAACCCACGCAAAAUAUUCGGUGUUAAUACUUUGGAUAUUAUCCGUUCAUCUUCCUUCUUGGCAGAAUUAAUUCAUGCCGAUCCCGCUAGUAUCGAGGUUCCCGUCAUUGGUGGUCAUAAUGGUACAACCAUUAUUCCUAUCUUCUCACAGGUUGAGAGCGCCAAAAAUUUGAGCGAAGAAGAAAUUGCUCAGAUCACAAAACGUGUUCAAUAUGCAGGUGAUGAGGUACUUAAAGCGAAAGAAGGCAAAGGCACUGCGACUUUAGCUAUGGCACAUGCUGGCGCUCGUUUUGCUUUAAAACUAGUGGAUGCUGUUGCAAACAAUGUUACUCACACAGAGUGCUCCUAUAUCAGUCUUCUGGCUGACCCUGAAGGGUCUAAAGAAAUGGAGCGUAUCUAUGGACAGAUAGGAUACUUUGCUGUUCCUAUUGAGCUUGGCAAAGAGGGCAUCAAGCGAAUCAUUCCUAUCAAGAAAAUUUCUACUGUCGAAUUCACUAUGCUUCACCAUGCUGUUAUUGAGUUGAAGGCGAGUAUCGCUCAAGGUGUGCAAUUUUCUGAAGGCCAACAAUAAUAAUAAGAAAAAAAAAAACGCUUAAUACUCAACUCUUUGGUAUGAAUCCGCUUUUAACUAUGUAAUAAAUAAAACGACCUUUAACCUCUUGC
Molecule: messenger RNA, 1085 nt
Organism: Mucor mucedo
Lineage: Eukaryota; Fungi; Mucoromycota; Mucoromycetes; Mucorales; Mucoraceae
Product: malate dehydrogenase, NAD-dependent
Exons: 3
Coding region: 10-993 (327 amino acids)
Biological process (GO): tricarboxylic acid cycle; carboxylic acid metabolic process
Cellular component (GO): cytoplasm
Molecular function (GO): L-malate dehydrogenase (NAD+) activity
Source: RefSeq, a predicted model, not a curated record